UUCCAAUAACACGCUUCGACAAACAAUUUCGGCUAUCCCAUUGUGGACGCCCUAACAUGAUGUUAUAUGCAGGUGUGUCUAGAGGGAGAGAUCCCUGCUAUCCCUGUAUUGAAUGAAGAAGACCCCCUUAGGGUUCAGAUAAAAGAGGUUUUUGAAUACUUUCCGCAACUGCCUUCCGAUUCCCUCAUCGGUGUUAGAAUUGUGCAUGUGUUCGCAUUGCCGGAUGCACCGGAGGAAGAAUAUCAAUCAACCUCUUUGAAGCUUUUGACAAGGUACUACAAUGGACACAUGGCACAAGAUGUUGUGGAAGAGGUUCCACAAAGGGAAGCCAAUUUUCUUACCCAACUUCGUCAAAAGAAAGGAAGAGUGCAUUACAUUGGUGUCUGCACUAACCCUUCCUCUGAGGACUUGGACCUUUGGGAGAGUCGAGGCUUCAAAAUACUCUUUGUUGGACAUGUUAAGUCAAUGGUUGAGAUUACAUGUGUGAUGAUUAUACCAUUACAUGACUACGAGGCACAUGUUGCUAGACAUUUCGGGAACUGCUCAUUUGAUGAGCUUUUUAGAGCCUUCUCCCGCAUAUUCAUCGGAGCUUUAGCAUAUCUUGUCAUUGAUCACUUUUUUGCCUUGAGGAUAUUGAGGCGCAACAUUGAGUUGAUCCAGCAAGGUGAGCCUGUGCCUGCUAAGAAACCUUGGGAGAAUCUGACUGAUGAAAAGAGAAUUGAAGCUUUCAUCCGGCGGACCCACCCAAUAGAGUUGGUCAUUCAUUUGGUACCAUCGAUUGCUCGGGCAUAUUUUGGCGGAUCACUCCCAGUCCUAUUGUCUACCGACCAAGAGUGUGUUUUGUUCCUCUUGGGUCUGCGGUGUUAUCUUGUACGACAGGUUAAGGAAGUUUUGCAUUUGACCGAUGAUGAGAUUUUGCAACAUAUGAGAGGUGUUUUUCGAGAUGUGUUGGAUUGUUUCAACACAUUAUCUCCAGAGGUUGUGGAUGAGGGCAGCAGUGGAGCAGUGGUGUGACUUCUUUGCACGAGUGUGUUCUUUGUUGUAGUUAACAAUGACUAGAAUUGGUAAAGGUGCAUCGGAAUUACAACUUGUUUCGUUCAUUCAGUAGUUUGGAUAAGCAUAUAUAAAUCUAUGGAUACACAUACAACAUAUGCUGGUGAAGGUCUAAGGCUCAUCAUGGUUUUCAUUAUGUUGAUCUUGAUAGUUGCAGGGCCUUUGUUAUCUUGCUGUUGUUA
Camellia sinensis is the source of this 1235-nucleotide messenger RNA. RefSeq lists its product as uncharacterized. Gene Ontology annotation, molecular function: tRNA binding; 18S rRNA cytidine N-acetyltransferase activity. Gene Ontology annotation, biological process: rRNA acetylation involved in maturation of SSU-rRNA. NCBI's taxonomy places the organism in Eukaryota, Viridiplantae, Streptophyta, Magnoliopsida, Ericales, Theaceae. The record is from RefSeq and is a predicted model, not a curated record.